This is a messenger RNA of Lactuca sativa (garden lettuce), 952 nucleotides long. RefSeq names its product chloroplast thylakoid lumen protein. NCBI's taxonomy places the organism in Eukaryota, Viridiplantae, Streptophyta, Magnoliopsida, Asterales, Asteraceae. Gene Ontology annotation, biological process: photosystem II repair. The record is from RefSeq and is a predicted model, not a curated record.
UAUCCUUUUGCUAGUUCUCUUGGCUCUCUCUCAAGUAUCAACCAGGCAACCUCUCCUAAAACCACCAACACAAAACAUAAAAAUAAAAAACAAAAUAAUAAGGAAGAAAAAAGAAACAAAGUGAAAAUGGCAGCGAUUUUUCUCUCGAAUCCAAGCACCUUCCUCCCAUCAUCGUCAUCAUCUUCUUCAGCCUCACACAAACAAGCAACGAGGGGAACCAGUGUGUGCAAACCAGUGAGUAAAUUACUAAAUUGUCCUCCUCAAAUCUCUAAGAGAAGCCUAUCCAUAAGCCUCACUUCCCUUUUCCUCUUGUCCUUAACUGGAAAUCCCAAUGGUGCUAAUGCAGCCAUUUUAGAGCCUGAUGAUGAUUUGGAACUCAUGGAGAGAAUCAAGAAAGACAGAAAGAAACGGAUUGAAAAACAAACCGUACUUAAUUCAACCAAAGACAGAGAAUAUUUACAAGAUGUUAUUUACAAGCUUAGCAAAGUAGGGCAAGCCAUCGAGAACAAUGAUCUCCCGUCUGCUGGUUCAGUCCUUGGUCAAACCCCUGAUGCAGACUGGCUCAAGAUGGCCAAUGAAGCCCUCUCAAAGUUGAGUUCCAGCCCUGAGGAGAUGUCUGAGGUGGAUGCAUUCAACUCGUCGUUGACUUCUUUGUAUUCAUCAGUAACAAAGAACGACAUAGAAGCAUCGAAAUCAGCUUUUGUGGACUCCGCAAGUGCAUUUGAGAAGUGGACAACAUUGACUGGUUUGGUUGGACAACUAAAAGGCCUUUGAGCAAAUUUAGGCUCCUUCCAUUUUUUUUUUUUUUUUUUUUUUUGUUUUCUAAUUUAGGGUUCAUAUGAUAUGAGAAGCAAUUUGCUUUGCAUGAAUUAAAUUCUUCCUUUCAUUUUCAUAAAUUCCCAAAUCAAUCUUUGAUUGUAAUGAGAUCAAAUUAAAAACCUAUAUUUGUAUA